Limulus polyphemus (Atlantic horseshoe crab) is the source of this 1633-nucleotide messenger RNA. It is a transcript of the gene mRpS30, whose product is annotated as 28S ribosomal protein S30, mitochondrial-like. The transcript has 5 exons. The coding region runs from base 16 to 1530 and encodes 504 amino acids. Gene Ontology annotation, molecular function: structural constituent of ribosome. Gene Ontology annotation, biological process: translation. Lineage: Eukaryota; Metazoa; Arthropoda; Merostomata; Xiphosura; Limulidae. The record is from RefSeq and is a predicted model, not a curated record. Gene Ontology annotation, cellular component: mitochondrial large ribosomal subunit; ribosome; mitochondrion.
GCGCAGUUUACAACAAUGGCUGCGCGCAGAAUGUGUAUGAAAAGUUUGGGUAGGAGGAUUUCUCACAUUUCUCGUGAUAUUGUGAACCAGAAUUUUUUAAUACGGACUUACGGUACACCAACUGCUUCUGCUUAUAAGCCAGAUAGACCAAAUCAAGACUUACAAGAGUAUGUAGAAAUACCAUCCUAUCCUGAAAUUAUUGAUUCGUCGAAAGAAGGGAGAAAAAAACAUGCAAGAAAACAAUGGUAUAAAUAUGUCCAGGAACUGCCAACAGUUGAACAAAAACUUCUUGAGAUUAUCAGCAGACAGAAAUAUCCAGCUGUCAUACUUGGGCCAGUCUCACGCUCUUACGAUUUACUUCCAUUUCAACAAUACUGCACUCGCACAAACAUUAUAAAAGGUUUACCAGAAAUAUAUCAAGGGACUAAUGUAGAUGAUGUAUAUGAUAAGUUAAAACAACAGUUGAUUGAAGUAGUGAAAGUUCAGUGUUGUCAGUUUUCGCGUAAUUACAAAAUUACCCAACAAAAGCCCACAGAAGAAACCGUGAGUAGAGGUCAAGGUGGUGGCGUCUUGGAUGAAAUGACAUCAUUAAUUUCAACCACAUUAGCAGUGAGUGACGAAGGGCAGCAUCUAGCGAAUGCUGAGAUAAGUCAUCUUCCUCGAUGUGAUGCAUUUUGGUGGCAUGCUGGUUUUGAGAAAUCAAAAAUAACAUUGGUGAAGGACAUAGAUGACAUUUGUUUCCAGUAUGUGGAUCAACCAUGGCUCCAAGUCAGGACAAAAAACCCUUUGCCAGAAAUUUUUAAUCAAGAUGAUCCAGCUUGUUUGGGUAAUGAUAUUCCACCUGUAAAAUACCACCCAAGAGUGUAUGGACAUUGUAUUGAGCGCCGUUAUGUUACGAGUGUACCUGGGUUUUGGCCAGGAAGUGAAUGUGAAUAUGGUUAUAUGUCACUUCAUACCCGUGAUGGUUUGGUGAAGCGAGCUAAGAUGGUGACUGACAUUGAUAUGGAGGACUGUAUAAAUGGUUUUGGAAUGAUGGCUUCAUUCGGAUGGCUAGUGGCCCUCGCUACAUAUCAAGGUUUCACACCAUUUAAUGAGUUGACUUAUCCUUUAGUCACUCAAACUGUAAUUACCAAUGGUCAAGACUGGGACUUUUUUGUCUACCAACUGAACACUAUGAGUUUUCAUAGUGAUAUAGAUCACAAUACUCAUAAGAACAUUUGUUGGACAUCUGGUACCAUGCGUCUGUUUGAAGAUAUCGUUGAUGGAGAAGUAACUGGUCUUAAUGACGAUGUUUUUAAGGUGUUUUUGAAGUUCUUUGUUCAGGCUCCUAAACAACAAAGUGAAUUUUCUUUAAAACCCUACACUGGAGAAGACACAAGAUCCGAGGAGGAGAAAAUAGCUGAUCGUGAACGAUUGAGAAGACUUCUGAGUAAUCGACCUAAUCCUUUUGAGUACAAGCAUGAGGUUCCUCUGUGGAAGUGGAUUUACAAAAGACAUAAAGAUGCUCCUUCAGCCCCAUUCUUAAAAUAAUUUGCUAAAGAUACAGAACAGUGUAGACUAAUAAAGUUUAUCAGGCGGUAAAGUAAAACCAUUGUUUAUUUGAUCUGUUAUGAAAAAUAUAAUUUAAAAAGCA